Podospora pseudocomata is the source of this 1392-nucleotide messenger RNA. RefSeq lists its product as uncharacterized. The coding region runs from base 1 to 1311 and encodes 436 amino acids. The record is from RefSeq and is a predicted model, not a curated record. Gene Ontology annotation, cellular component: fungal-type vacuole membrane. Gene Ontology annotation, biological process: macroautophagy. Lineage: Eukaryota; Fungi; Ascomycota; Sordariomycetes; Sordariales; Podosporaceae. The transcript has 3 exons.
AUGGUUCAGGUCUACACACUCCUCUUCAUCAUGCAGACAAGGUCAAGAUCGGUAUGGAGGGCUUCAGCCACUCUACUCAGUGUACUGGCGAUGCUACCAUCGCCGAUUAUGGCCGAUAUCAAACGGGCAGAGCCAAAGGCUUUGGGAGAGGUCCUCGCAGGCAAUGAAGAGCUCUCGACAUACUACAGUUUGAUCAAGAAAAACCCGGACAUUCUUUUGCAGCUCCCUCACUCGGGCGGCGUGACUCUUAUCGCCCCGUCGAACGAAGCCUUCAACAAGACCCAAUCCUUAAACCUGGAAGACUCCAACCUUAUCACCUCCCUCCUCCAAUACCAUAUUCUCCCCCUCUCAGUCAACGUCUCCUCUCUCGAACCCGGACCUUCCUACCUCUUCCCCACCCUCCUCACCUCCUCCAACUACACAAACGUCACCGCAGGCCAAAACAUCCUCCUCUCCCGCCAGCACGACGACACAACCGUCGUCACCUCUGGCCUCGGCACCCGCUCCACUUUCUUCGAGUCCCCCGAUCAAGACAUCCCCUUCACAGGCGGCUUCAUCCAGAUAGUCGACACCCUUCUCGUCCCCCCCUCCCGGCUAGAAAUCACCGCCCGAGAUGCCUACAAAGACCUCACCUCCUUUUUGGGGGCUCUCUACAAGUCCGGCCUAUCGCCCGCCCUCUCGUCCCAAAAAGACAUCACCAUCCUCGCCCCCCGCAACGCCGCCUUCCAGUCCAUCGCCUCCGCCCUCGACCCCCUGUCCAGGGAGGACCUCGCCACCGUCCUCAAGUACCACAUCAUCCCCGACAAAGUCCUCUCCUCCUCUGACCUGUCUGCCCUCGGCAACUCGACCGGUUCGUCCCUGGCAACGCUCCUCGGCGCCGACAGCAGGGCACACAAAGUCACCGUCUCCAGAGCAGGCAACAACAUCUUCUUCAACUCGGCGCAGCUCCUCCAGUCGGAUAUCUUGCUUGCCAACGGGGUCAUCCACAUCAUCGACAAUGUCCUGAAUCCGGAUGAGUUCGCCGAGGUGCCCGACCUGGAAGCCAAAUCCCAAACCCCCGUGUUCCAGGUCAGCAAGGGCGCCGAGACGCGCACGGGGACGAGGGUGCCGGCGCCGUUUACCACCUGGCUGCCCUGCACCACUGACUGUCCUGAACCGACUGUGGACGCAAACACACAAAGGACGGCGACGACAACUGGAAGAAACGGAGUGAACAGCCAGACUAGCAGUGGAAUGGGUGCCCAAGUGACGGCUGUAGCAGGCAUCUUGGGCGCCGUGGGCGUGGGCGUGAUUGGAAUGGGGGUAAUGUGAUUCUGCACCUCAAAUACUUUGUUCAGUGUCAUAUAAAUAAAUAGUCACAAGUCGGAAAUAAUUUACCAUCAUCAACACCUC